Messenger RNA from Polychytrium aggregatum, 2921 nucleotides. RefSeq lists its product as uncharacterized. Gene Ontology annotation, molecular function: serine-type peptidase activity; endopeptidase activity. Gene Ontology annotation, biological process: proteolysis. The annotation marks the transcript as partial. The record is from RefSeq and is a predicted model, not a curated record. Lineage: Eukaryota; Fungi; Chytridiomycota; Chytridiomycetes; Polychytriales. The transcript has 7 exons.
GAUGCUUCUCAAGUCUUCCGUCGCUGCCGUGGCCCUCCUCUCGGGCUCGGCUCUGGCUGCUGCCACCCCGUCGCUCCAGGACUUUGCCACCAACUUCACUCAGGGCGUCAAUGCCCUUCUGGCUGCCAACAAGAUUCAUUCCCAGGGAAUCUACUACAUUGGCGCCCUGAAGGAUGUCCAGAACACCGUCUGGACGACCGUUCUGCCGUUGGGCGAGGACGGCCGUGGCAAGGUCGCAGCCGAGGUCGACAAGCUCUUUGACGUCUGGGUCAACCGCCAGUCCAAGAUCAACCACUACAACUACGACGCCAUGCCCGUCAAAGACAACAUCACCAAGAACUACCAGUCCUACGAUGACGAGACCAAGUUCCACCUCGACCUGGCUCGUCUCUUCAUGUCGCUCCGUGACCAGCACACCAACUACAACGUCCCCGCACCCUAUGCCUGCGUCCGUGCACUCUUGCCCUGGGGCUUCGACUUUUUGCAAAACAACAACUACGACGACCCCACCGUUGUUGUGUCUGCCAUUGGCAACUUUGGCCCUGGCGUCGACCCCAGCGUCGUGUACGGCCCUGCCUUGACCGCCCAGCUCGCCCAGAUCUCGCUUGGCGACGAGCUCGUUGGCAUCGAUGGCGAACGUCUGGGUCCUCUCUACUUUGCGCAAUACCAAAACCUCACCAACGGCGCCAAUGACAUGGGCGGCAUGCGUUACUUCACCAACCUGCUCUUUUCUAUGCGCAUCGGCGCCUGGGCUCCCCUCCCCAACAGUGUCGAAGACGGCCGCACCUAUACUUUCAAGAAGCAUAACGGCAAGACCAUCAAGGUCAAGGUUCCUUACCUGGCUCGCAUGCGCCAUGACUGCGUUGCUCCCCUCACCACCCCCGCCAACACAUCCAGCCUUCUCGAGCCCACCAGCGCUGUUGAGAACAAGGUCGCCCCCAAGCCCAAGCUCAACCAAUUCAAGCUCCAGUACCUUGACGAGUUCAACGAGAUCUACGACAAUAGCGCCUAUCCAACUUACACCCCGACUCCCGAUGGCAAGCUCCACUACACCAUCUACAAGGAGCAUGGCCACAACCUCGGUGUCAUUCGUCUCGAUGACUUUGAGCCUACCACCUCUGUUGACCAGAUUCUUCUUCUCAUCCGUGGCCUCCUCGUUAACGAGCUCGCUAACACCGACGCUGUCGUCUUUGACAUCCGCAGCAACGGCGGCGGCAUCAUCGACAUGGCUAACUCGAUCCCGCAGCUGUUCAAACCUGACUAUGACACCAGUGGUGCCCGUCUCCUGAUCUCCAACACCAACACUGCGAUGAUGCAUGCCCCCGCGGCCGUCCCCGAGGGCCUCGGCAACUGGGUCCAAGCCUACGACUCGGGUCUGGCCAAGAACGCCACCCUGGGUGACAUUGCCUUUUUUGACGACGAUACGUCCGUCAAUUUGCUCGGCAACGCUUACCUCAAGCCCGUCGGCGUUUUCAACGACGCUGUGUGCUACUCGGCUUGCGACAUGUUCUCUGCCAACAUGCAGGACAGCCAGACCGCCGUGAUCUUUGGCCAAGACCACCAGACAGGCGGCGGCGGCGCCAACGUCGUCGAGCACCAUGGUUUCCUCGUCGCCUACAGCAACGACAACGCCAACAUCUUUGGUGGCAGCCAGAUCUUCAGCGAUCUGCCGUACUGGGACUACAACGCCAACUCGCCCGGUGCCGGUACCAGCAACCAGGGCAACCUGGCGAUGCGUGUCGGCUGGAGACAGUCGGUGCGUAACGGCAUCCACGCCGGUGCCCUGAUCGAGGACGACGGUAUCAUUGCCGACUACACCCGCCGCCCCAACUGGGACGAUCUCUUUGGCAACCGCACUGCCUCGUCUCAGUUUGAUCUGAUUGCCAAGACCCUGAAGCACAAGGGCUCCAUCACCGGCCAGAACGGACGCACCUUCAUCUCCGAGCCGCUCUAUCGCGACAUCCCUGUUGGCUCCAAGGUCGCCAUCAACGGCACCUUCAGCAACCUGGCCAACUUCCAGGUUUCCGUCAACGGCACCGUCGUUGGUUCGGCCAAGAACCGCUACACCAAGUCCAAGCAGAACCUCAAGAUCGUCACCAACUACGCCCCCACCGACCUCGGCACCUUCACGGCCACCAUCAGCGCCUCGGAUCAUGCCGGCAAGCCCGUCAUGAAGACCAACCGUAUCUUCCGCGUUGUUCCUGCUGCCAAGCUCACGGCCGUGCCCUUUGACUUUGACUUCAAGACCAUCCCGCCCUUUGCCGGCAUCUACAACCCUACCUCUCCGGCCAGUCACGGCUGGUUCCUCAGCAACGGCACCCUCGCCAUCGGCGUCGGCCCGGAUGGCCACUACUUUGACAACACCGAUACAUCCUUUGUCGCCUUUGUGUCUCUGCCUGCUGGCCAGUACAAGCUCUCGGUCGCUGCCACCGUCGACAGCGAGUACACCUUUGACUUUUUCCGGGUGAAUGUCAAGUACGGUAACGGCACCGUCACCAACCUGCUUGCGGCCUGCCAGAACCCCGACCGAAGCCCCAACCAGGUGUCCCAGACCUUUGUGAUUGACGGCAGCGCCUCCGAGGUCACUCUGGAGUUCACCUCCGACACCAACACCAACUUCCCCGAUGGUGCCCAUGUCACCAAAUUCAGCAUCGACGCCCUCUAAGUACCUUGCUGGUCUGAGGCUUGUGUCUACUUGUUGUGGCUGCAGCAUUGCCGGCUGCCGGUCGCCUGCUCCUUCCCACUGGUUCGUGUCGACUUUCUCAAUCCUCAAUCCUUGUCCCCUUGUAUCCUCGGCCUCGUCCGGCGUAGUUCUAUGAAUCUCUCCUUCCCAUAAUCCCCCCCCCGACCGGGUUCUAUGUGCAGCCGCGCAUGUCGCCGCAGCCCAAUGCCUAUGCUCAAUAAAUGUGCGUAUCUAUGCC